AGUAUGCUAAAAAGAAUGCGUUCUCAUUAUCAAUAUUUGGUCAUUGGAGGAGGUUCAGGAGGUGUUGCGUCGGCCAGAAGAGCUGCCAAAUAUGGAGCGUCCACCCUGCUUAUUGAAGCCAAGCAAAUGGGAGGUACCUGUGUCAACGUUGGGUGUGUUCCAAAGAAAGUCAUGUGGUACGCCUCCGACAUGGCUGCGAAGAUCAGACUUGCCAAGGACUACGGAUUUGAGAGCGUUGAUCCAUCGUUUGCGGACAGCUUCAAUUGGGCAAGUUUCAAGGCCAAAAGAGACGCCUACAUCAAGAGACUCAACGGAAUUUACGAGCGCAACUUGACCAAGGAAGGUGUGGACUACUUGUUUGGUUUUGCGAGAUUCACCGAUGACGGCAAGGUCGAAGUACUCCACAACGAAGACAAGUCACAGGUGUCGACUUUCACUGCCGAUCACAUCCUGAUUGCUACCGGAGGCACUCCUGUCUUUCCAAACCAUAUCCCAGGUUAUGAACUCGGCAUUUCUUCGGAUGGAUUUUUCGAGCUGGAAGCCCAACCAAAGAGAGUGGCUGUCGUGGGUGCCGGAUACAUCGGUGUGGAGCUUGCUGGAGUUUUCAAUGGUUUGGGCUCAGAAACUCACUUGAUCAUUAGAGGAGACACUGUCUUGCGUAAAUUUGACACAAUCAUCCAGAAUACGAUUACUGACCAUUACGUCAAGGAGGGAAUCAAUGUCCACAAGCAGUCGCAGGUGACCAAAAUUGAAAGACUAGAAGACGGUUCCAAGAAGGUGACCCUGAAUGAUGAGUCAAGCAUCGUUGUUGACGAGCUGAUCUGGACCAUUGGCAGAAAGUCGCUUAUCGAUUUGGAUGUGCACAAGAUUGGCCUCGAGCUCAAUGCCAAGGACCAGGUCAUUGUCAACGAGUACCAGGAAACCAACGUUAAGAACGUGUACUCACUGGGAGACGUUGUUGGCAAAGUUGAGCUGACUCCCGUGGCCAUCGCUACUGGCCGAAAGCUCUCGAACAGAUUGUUUGGACCAGAGGUGUUCAGAACUCAGAAGCAGGACUUUGACAAUGUGCCUUCUGUCAUUUUCUCCCAUCCUGAAGCUGGCUCGAUUGGUCUUAGCGAGAAGGAUGCCAUAGAGAAGUACGGAGAAGACGACAUCAAAGUCUACCAGUCCAAGUUCACAUCGAUGUUCUACGCCAUGUCUGAGCACAAAUCUCCAACCGCUUACAAACUUGUCUGUGUGAAGAGCCAGAACGAGAAGGUUGUUGGGUUGCAUAUUGUUGGAGACGCAUCGUCCGAGAUUCUCCAAGGGUUUGGGGUGGCCAUCAAGAUGGGAGCAACCAAGGCCAACUUCGACGACUGCGUGGCUAUUCACCCAACGUCCGCAGAGGAACUUGUUACCAUGGUUUAAUUAGAUGCUAGAGAGAUUUAUUCGGAAUAUUUAAUUUCUCGGUUUCAGUCUUUGGGCUCCAUUACCUGCUUCACCGGCUCGCUGUCGUUCACAUACAGCUUGUGUUCCUGGAUGUACCGGAUAACGGAGUUGGGCAACAAGUACUGGACGCUCAUAUUUCUCCUCAAAAACAGUCGCACCUUGGUAGAACUGAUAUCGUUGUAGAUCAGUUGCUUGAUCACCAAGAUAUUUUUGCGAUGUUCGUACAUGAUGUCGUGGCUGAGUAAGAAGGACCUCACAUCCGACCCGGUGCGCUCAACAAUGAGGCACCCGUAGUUACCAAGGAUAUGGUGCAGAUCCUGAUCUGCCCAAACGUUUGGUUCGCCCAUGGACUCAAUCAGGUCGCCACCGGCCAGCAGCAUAAUCUUGACGCCUGUUUUCUCUGUGCUGCUUUUAUAUUUGUACACCCCGCCCCUUUUAAUGUUGAUCUCCUCAUUGAAAUGAUCCAACACCAAGGCUGUUCGCGUGUAUUUGGGCUGCAGGGAUUCCCAGGCGUCGACCAUCAGCCACGAGGACGUGCGCUCACAGCCAAGUUCGCACAUACGCACGCGGUGAUGGGACGGUGCAAGUCCUGGUUUCUUGUAAUUGUCCGAAACCGGAGAAUAAUACCCUCCGAUAACCUCGAACCUGGUAUACUCUCUAACGGCAUCCAAAGCCAUUUCGAACAUUCGCAGAUGCAAGUACGUGAUCGGCGAAAACGAGCCGCACGCCACUAUCACCAAAGGAUACUUGUUUGGCUCAGAUAAUCGUGUUCUCAGACGAUGUGUGGGAAACUUGUACUCUUCAAGGCUCUUGGAUUGUCGCUGUAUACCAUGUGGAACUUCCUCGAGAUCGGCGAUCUGGAACGAGUGCACCCUGGGCAGGUUGGUGCCGGAGAAGGAGCCGGUGCGAGUUUCCUCCAGGGGCGGAUAAGCGCUGUGGUCCGGCGUGGCGGAAUCCUCCUCCUCCUCGCUGGAACUGAACGGCUGGAGUUCAGUUCUGGACUUGGGGAUUUUGUGCUUGAUGGAACUCGGAGAGCUGGAUCUAGUAACGGUCUCAAUUGAGAACUUGGCCUUGGAGUGGCUGUUGCUAACUGAGACCGGUGGUUCACUGGAAACACUUGUGUGAUCUAUAGGUUGGUCGAUUGGUUCCAAGUAGUCGGCAAGGACGUAUGGCUGUAUAGGCCGUCUGUUCGGAAUGAGAGUGGACGAAACUGUGGGCUCCACGGGCGGAUGCGUGGAGGGAGGCCUGAAAUUCGGGUCCU
Ogataea polymorpha is the source of this 2689-nucleotide messenger RNA. RefSeq lists its product as uncharacterized. The transcript has a single exon. Lineage: Eukaryota; Fungi; Ascomycota; Pichiomycetes; Pichiales; Pichiaceae. Gene Ontology annotation, molecular function: glutathione-disulfide reductase (NADPH) activity; flavin adenine dinucleotide binding; NADP binding. Gene Ontology annotation, cellular component: cytosol; mitochondrion. Bases 16 to 1407 code for a protein of 463 amino acids. Gene Ontology annotation, biological process: cell redox homeostasis; glutathione metabolic process; cellular response to oxidative stress. The record is from RefSeq and is a predicted model, not a curated record.